Molecule: messenger RNA, 1357 nt
Organism: Hyposmocoma kahamanoa
Lineage: Eukaryota; Metazoa; Arthropoda; Insecta; Lepidoptera; Cosmopterigidae
Exons: 6
Coding region: 278-1138 (286 amino acids)
Source: RefSeq, a predicted model, not a curated record
CAAGCGGGUAGCACGCCCCAGUACGCUGUUCUUGUUCACAAAUAUGGAACUCGAACUCGAUCGGUGACUUGUAAACAACAACCAACUGUCGAAAAACUAAUCUGAAUUUAGAACUGUUCCAUUCAAAGCUGUUAUUGUUUGCAAUUUGCAGUCAGUGUGAUUUUACUACAAAUUUGGGCAGUGACGGUAAAAAUCGCGACGAUGGUAUCAUAGAGUGAAAAUUAAUGAUGUGACUAAAGUCGACACCGCAGUCUAAUUAAGCGUGCGUGUGUAAAUAAUGAACGAAUACAGGAGAAUUGGGAGUACCAAAAUGAAGUUUUUGUCGUUAAUUGCACUUUGCGCAAUUACAUCAGCCCAUGAGAUCACGCAGCUGAAAGUGCCGUUAUACGCAGAUCCACGGCAGGCAGCCGAACUGAGCUGUCAUUUCAGUAUGGACGACCAGCGGCUGCACUCUGUCAAGUGGUACAGAGAUAUGAACGAAAUAUUCCGAUAUAAUCCUUCACAAAAGCCACCAAUUCGGCUAUUCAACGUAACCGGAAUCAUGGUGCAAGGGGGAAAUUGCGAAGUCGAUUCCUGCACAGUGCAGGUGAUGCCGCCUCCGAUCGCGACGCGCGCCGCCUACAGCUGUGAGGUUUCCACCGAGGGACCCAAGUUUCAGAUUGCGAGGCAAACUAAGCACAUGACUGUUGCUGCGAUGCCGCACAAGGACCCGGUGAUAAUUGGAGCCCCGAAGUUAGUGAAGCCUGGAGAGCAAAUGCUGUUGAAUUGUACGUCCGACUACUCCCUCCCCCCUUCCGAGAUCAAUUGGUACAUCGACAAUGAGCUACAAAAGCCUGAAGCCUGGCAGCGUACUGAGCUAAGUCCAGCUCAGGACGGAGGUCUUCGCGCAUCAUGGCGGAUUCUGCGCGUGCGCGUGCCAUCUGGCGCGAGCGGUGCGUUGCGUAUACGCUGCGAGUCCAUACUGCUCGUGGAGCCACCAGUUGUCAGAGACGCAGUGUCGAUAAUCACUAUACCGUCAAGAACACAGCUAUCGAAAUUUGUUUCCAAUAAAGGUACAGAUGUGGGCGUUUCCCCUUGUAUAUUUUUGAUUGGACUAAUUUGGACUGUGAAAGAAAUAUCAAGGUUCAUGAGCUUAUGAGAAAUAGUACGAAAAUAUGUGGUGAUAUUAGAAAGUAAUUGUAGAUAAACCAUCGGCCUCAGUUUAUAACAAAAACUAAAUUUAUUGUGAAUUAUAUAAUAAAACCUCUACACACUCUAACACUGUGUAUCCUACAGUAAAAUAACGGACAACUAUGAUUUACGUAUCCACUAAUCGAGUAAAUAAAUAAACUUUUUUUCAAAUUGUCAGUGUGUUAUC